AUGGAUAAAUUAGAAGACCAAACCUGCAGAGAAGAUUUUAGAGCUUCCUACAAGAAUUUAGAAAUCAAUGAAGCUAACAAAAAAAACUUUGUAGCUUUAACUAAAAAGCAUAUUGAUGAGAUAUCUCGUGUUGACAUUUGCAACUUGAUCGAUGAGCUUAGAACUGGAGAUUCUUAACAAGAUAAGAAAGUUGAUGCAGUUAAAGAUGCUCUUUUCCACCUUUUAGGAGAGGUCACCAUUAGAAAGCCAUCAUUCUUAGAUGCUCUUUUCUUCCCUCAAGAUGAUGAAAGCAGAAUAGUUGAAUACUUGAAUCUUGCUCAUAAGACUAUCGAUGUCUGUGUUUUCACAAUUUCUAAUGAUUAUUUAGCUUGGGCUCUUUAUGAUCUUCACAAAAAAGGAGUUAAAGUUAGAAUCAUUACUGAUGAUGAAUGCUCAACAAAUAGAGGUUCUGAUAUCCAAGAUUUAGCUGAUGCAGGUAUUCCUUGCAGAUUAGAUAGCGAUCCAACUGCUCAUAUGCACAACAAGUUUGCUAUCAUUGAUGGUCAUAUCUUAGUCAAUGGAUCAUUCAACUGGACUCAAUAGGCUGUUGAGAAAAACCAAGAAAACCUUUCUAUAAUCGACAGUGAAGAAUUAUGUUAGAAGUAUACUAAAGAAUACGAAAAGCUUUGGGCUAAGUUCGAACACGAGUAAGUUAAGAAAGUAUCUGACUCUGAUCCUUAUGCUACUAAAAGACGUCCUAAUUUCAGAGAAUACUAAAAAAGAAAUAAAAAUCCAAAUGCUAAGAAUUGGAAAUGA
Molecule: messenger RNA, 795 nt
Organism: Tetrahymena thermophila SB210
Lineage: Eukaryota; Ciliophora; Oligohymenophorea; Hymenostomatida; Tetrahymenidae
Product: PLD-like domain protein
Exons: 5
Molecular function (GO): RNA endonuclease activity producing 5'-phosphomonoesters, hydrolytic mechanism
Source: RefSeq, a predicted model, not a curated record